AUGGAUUUGCAAGAAGCGAUGAAGAAGCAGAACGACGUUGCUCUGUUCCUUGCUGGGAAAGUAAUCUCUGCCGCAGCCAAAAACUCUAACUUGGUCUUUUCUCCGGCAUCGAUCAACUCCGUUCUCACCAUGAACGCUGCUGCCACCGAUAAUGAAACACUAAAAUCCUUCAUCCUCUCCUUUCUUAAGUCUACUUCCACCGACGAGCUCAACGCCGUCUUCGGCGAAAUCGCUUCAGUCAUCCUUGUCGACGGAAGCAAAAGAGGUGGGCCAAAAAUCGCGGCGGCUAAUGGAGUGUGGAGAGAGCAAUCGCUCUCGUGUAGUUCCGAGUGGAAAGAUCUCUUUGAGAAUUUCUUCAAGGCUGAUUUUUCUCAAGUUGAUUUCCGAUCCAAGGUUAGUUUCUUAUUUGAUUUUUCUAGUUUUAAUAUAUUUUUAGCCGAAGAAGUGCGUAUGGAGGUGAAUUCUUGGGCUUCACGUCAUACCAAUGGUCUCAUCAAAAACAUUCUUCCUCAAGGAUCAGUUACAAGCGAAACUAUCUGGAUUUAUGGAAACGCAUUGUACUUCAAAGGAGCCUGGGAAGACAAAUUCCACAAGUCAAUGACGAAACGAAAGCCUUUUCACCUUGUCAAUGGCAAACAAGUACAUGUACCUUUCAUGCAAAGCUAUGAAAGACAAUAUAUUGGGGUUUACAAUGGUUUCAAGGUCCUUAGACUGCCAUACCGACAAGGCGAUAAUGAUACAAGGCGCCAGUUCACAAUGUAUUUAUAUCUCCCCGACGAGAAUGAUGGAUUGGAUAACCUUGUGGAGAAGAUGACAUCUACUGAUGGAUUCUUGGACAAUCACAUUCCGAGCUGGACAGUUGAAGUUGGUGAUUUCAGAAUUCCAAAAUUUAAGAUUGAAUUUGGGUUUAAAGCUUCUAGCGUUUUCGACUUUGAGCUUGGUGUGUCAUUAUACCAAAAAGCUUUGGUUGAAAUCGAUGAAAAAGGUACUGAAGCUGCGGCUGCUACUACAAUGGGGAAUAAUAAACUUUCCCUCGCUCGGAGGUAUACUCCUCCUCCGACAGAUUUUGUGGCAGAUCAUCCAUUUUUCUUCAUGAUUAGAGAAGACAAAACCGGAACUGUUUUGUUCGCUGGUCAAAUCUUCGAUCCUUCCGAAUCUUCCUCUGCUUAGGACCGACCUAAACCAGAUCAGACUUUGGUAUUGUUAUGAUUUGCUAUAUUAUAUUUGUAUCGUUAGAAGAACGUAAACACCUACCUGCAUGUUGGAUAACUUAUA
Messenger RNA from Capsella rubella, 1275 nucleotides. RefSeq names its product serpin-Z2. The record is from RefSeq and is a predicted model, not a curated record. Lineage: Eukaryota; Viridiplantae; Streptophyta; Magnoliopsida; Brassicales; Brassicaceae. Gene Ontology annotation, molecular function: serine-type endopeptidase inhibitor activity. The coding region runs from base 1 to 1170 and encodes 389 amino acids. The transcript has 2 exons.